AUGGCCCCAGCACGCCUCCGAGCAGCACUGGUCCUCGGCGCCAUCCAGGCCGCGUCGGCGGAGUCCAACUUCAUGUACACGAUGAUGAAGAAGACGAUGUGCUCCUCCUUCAAGGUGCCCUUCAUCUGCUCGGGCAGCGACAAGAGCUUGGGCUCCGGCGGCUCGGUCGGCUCCAGCGAUUCGGGGAGCAGCUCGAAGUGCUCGGGGGACAGCUGCUGCGCGGGCUCGUCGUGCUACGCCCUGCCCGGCAUGGGCUGCGACUCCUCGCGCGGGAGCGUGAGGUGCGCCGGGGCCAGCCUGCCGAUGACCGCCGGGCAGUGCCAGUGCAAGGGCGGCAAUUCUUGCUCGCAGGGCACCUGCGCCAGCGGUGGGUCCUCCAUCGGUUCUUCGAUGAUGUCCGACCUGUCUGACCUGUUCGAGGAGGACCAGCAGGCCGUCCACAUCACGCCCGAGGACCACAGCCGCGCCCUGGCGCUCUACACUGGCGGCGCCUGCCUCCUAGUGGUCGCGGGGCUGUCGGCAGGCGUGCGCAAGCUGCGGCGUGCCCGGGGCUCUGUGGAAGGCGCCGACGAGCGGGAGCUCGAGCCCAGGUGGGACCUGCUCUCGCAGGUCAGCAGCUCGGGCGAGUGA
Molecule: messenger RNA, 630 nt
Organism: Prorocentrum cordatum
Lineage: Eukaryota; Dinophyceae; Prorocentrales; Prorocentraceae
Source: the annotation of a GenBank genome assembly